Aspergillus ibericus CBS 121593 is the source of this 1107-nucleotide messenger RNA. Its product is annotated as glycosyltransferase family protein. The record is from RefSeq and is a predicted model, not a curated record. NCBI's taxonomy places the organism in Eukaryota, Fungi, Ascomycota, Eurotiomycetes, Eurotiales, Aspergillaceae. The transcript is spliced from 2 exons. Gene Ontology annotation, biological process: dolichol-linked oligosaccharide biosynthetic process. Gene Ontology annotation, cellular component: UDP-N-acetylglucosamine transferase complex. Bases 185 to 1021 code for a protein of 278 amino acids.
CUGAUGGCAACUUCCAGACUGCUGCACUGGAAGAGGCCCAUAAAAGGCAUUCUCUGUAUCUAGCUAAAGGGAAAGAUGCUUAUCUGUUACUACAUAUUUGACAUCUAACCCUGCCACAUCUCAAUCGACACCCAUCGUCGCAUUCUCCAUCCGCCAACUCCCUCUGCCACCUGUGAUCACUUCCAUGGAGUCAUGGUUAUCCUGGAGUAGCCUCUUCUGGGCUGCCACUUUCGCUACUGUGGCUGGCCUAUCCACGGUCAUUAUCUUCAUGCAUGCGCUUGCCAAAUCCCAAAACAGCCAAGUUCCCCGAUGGCGCUCGCCAAACACGCCCAUUCACCUGCUCGUCGUUCUCGGUAGCGGUGGACACACCGCCGAGAUGUUCUCCAUGCUGCGGCGCAUGAAACUCGAUCCCUCCAAGUUCACGCAUCGAACCUACGUCGUGAGCUCCGGGGAUAACUUUAGCGCAACCAAAGCCGUCGAGUUUGAAACAACCGAUCUAAGCAAGAAGCUCAGCACCGACGAGAAACCCGCCUCGACAGGCUCCUACUCGAUCGUCACCGUGCCGCGCGCACGUCGCGUUCAUCAAUCCUUCCUGACUGCGCCAUUCUCUACAAUCCAAUCCUUCUGGUCCUGUCUUCUGGUGCUACGUGGCCUCCAUCCGGAUCAGCAGUCGCUCAAAUCUUCGCCCCUGCGCUCCCCAUACCCCGACAUCAUCCUCACCAAUGGCCCUGCCACGGCGGUCUGCGUUAUUCUGGCCGCUAGACUUCUGCGGCUGUGGUUCUCCCUGUGCAGUGUCUUUUCCAUCGGGCGCGGAGCUCACCCGAGUGCGCCAGCGUCAAGCGACUUUCAAAUGCGGACGAUCUUUGUCGAAUCAUGGGCUCGAGUGAAAACGCUGAGUCUCUCAGGUAAGCUCCUGUUGCCUUUAGCGGACCGGUUCCUCGUCCAGUGGCCCGGGUUGGAGGGGAAGAAGGCCUGGCCCAGCAUGAGAGAGACGGAAUACGUCGGUCCGCUGGUGGAUUGAUAGUCUCCGACGACCUCUGCAGCUUUUCUUCUUGCUUGUAUUACAUCUCCGAUAUUCUGUAUCUGUAGAUAGAGCAUACAUGAUAC